AUGACGACGUCGGCUCGACAAGCGGCGCUCCGUAGAGGGAUGGAGGCCUUCACGAGUGCUGUGGCACAUCAGGAGUCGAUUCUGGAUGCCGUCGCUGCGGCAUGCAGGGCGCACCUGAGCACAGUCGGAGGUGCCGCAGCGGCCCCAACGCCCUGCUUUUUCUUUUCUGCUCUUCCCCAGAUUUCCAUGCGUCAAUGGGCCGGCUCGCACCUCUACAGCAACUGGCUCGUGCGCUGCGGGACUCCGCGAGCUGCACCACCAUCAACGGCGACAAGACCAAAGAAGAGCGGCCCUCAUGGGUCACCGAUGGUGACGUCGUCCUCCGUCCCGCGAGCCCUGCCAAAGGCGCUUGUGCUGCCACUGGAUGUAGAGGCGGAGCUGCGCAAGUACUGGAAGCUGCACGGCGAGGCCGCAGCGCGGGCACGACUGGAGGCGUUGCGUUGUAACGACGCCCAGGCGUUCGCUGAACACGUCAGCUUGCUGAAGGUGUCUGUGCUUCUCGAAAUCAUGGAGAAGACGGAGGGCUUUAUGCGCCGCAUUGGGCUACGACUUCAGUCCCAUGCUACCCAGGCCGCCGCAAACCGUGGUGGUGAUGGUGCGCAUGCCGUGUCCACGACACAGGCAGCACCUGCAGCCCUUGCUGAGUCAGGUAUCGCCGACCGCCGAGGGGGCGCAGCAGGCUGCCAUGGCAGCGAGUACGAGCGCUUCCGUUCCUACGUGGCAUCCACCAAGAAUGAGUUCAAGCUCAUGCACCGCGUCGAUGUGUUCGUGGCGGCCCAGCCGUCCGGCCUGGACGCGACGCUGCUUCCUCACCAGCUGGAUGGCCUGCGCUUUCUUGCGUCCCUUGACGCCAACCACAUCAACGGCAUCCUGGCGGACGAGAUGGGCGUGGGCAAAACGAUUCAGACGCUCGCUUUUCUCCUCUACCUGAAGAACAGGCGAGGCGAGACCGGCGAGGGCAGCGACGGCAGAGUGGCGCCGUCGCCAGUGGGCUCGCGGCUCCCGCAUUUGGUCCUUGCCCCGCUCUCUGUCGUUCGAGAGUGGCGGGAGGCAUGCGAGCAGUUUGUGCCGAGUGCGCUUCACGUUGCCAUGUACCAGGAGCUAUCCGACCCCGUCCGCGAGGCGGCGGCUUACGACCUUGUCCUUCUUCCGGUCCACGCUAUCCGCUACGUUGGCGCGGAGGCAGCGCGCAUUCGGUGGCACUAUAUCGUCGUGGACGAGGCGCACAAGGCAGUGGCAAACCUGAGCACCAUCACGGCGCAGCGCAUCUUGGGUCUCCCAUGCUUGCGCCGCCUGGUGCUGACUGGAACGCCGCUUAGCAGCGACCUGCAGGAGCUCUGGUCACUGCUGCACUUUCUGAAUCCGGAGGUGUUCACCGACAAUGACGCGUUUGAGGAGGUUUUUCGACGGCCGUUUCGCGUGUACGAGGCGCAUGAGAUGGAGCUGACGGAGGAGGAGCGCGGCCUGCUGAUACUGCGGCUGCAUCAGGUCUUGCGGCCGUUUCUGCUGCGCCGCACAAAGGCGGACAUCGACUCGACUCUUCGGAUGACGUUUCAUCACAUGUUGUGCCCGCUGAGUUCGAUGCAGCAGCGCUUGCUGUGCAUGCUGCGCGAACAGCGGCGAAUGCCUACGGUUCUCGGUAUGUCGGGAGGUCACAGCGGUCAAAGUAGCAGCAGUAGCGAGGCGGACAACGAGGAGGGGGAGGUCGCCGGCGCCACUGACGAGGCGGCGCACACGAGCACGUUUCCAGCGGCGGAGAUAGGGGUUGGCGAGUCCUCUGGCUGCACACAACACAUCGCUGCAGCAGCCUCCGCGGCCGAAACUCUGCACGGCGAAGCUUCUCCAGGCCUCGACACUCUCAAGGCGCGCGAUGGGACAGCCACGGCCCGUGAUUGGCUCGUCGAGCUCGUCGGGCGGCAUCUGCCCGCCCUGGCGAGCACGGAGUCCAGCGACGCCUUGCGCUGCGCGGUGCAGCAGGACAGAGCCCUCGGGCUCACCAGCGCCGGCGUUUCAGAAUCGUCCGCGCGGCUUCUGUGCAACCACGCCUUUUUGCUGCCUUUCUUUUCACAGGUCCUUCAUCGUCACGGCCUCGAUGAGGUAACACAGGAGGCGUGCAACAACGUGGACGCGGCUGCUGCAGCAACCACGGAAAGCAGCGCUGUCGGUGCCGAGGCCGCGGAAUGUUGUGGCGCUGCCGGUCUCACCCUUGCGUGCAGCGGUAAAUUCCUUGUCCUGCAUCUGCUACUCUCGCGCCUGUACGUGGCACAGCGCAAGGUGGUGCUCUUCACGCACUGGCUCAAUUGUGUGGACCUGCUCGUCGACUAUCUGCACAGCCGCGGCUGGGCCAACCACGCAGUAGUGCUCACAGGCGGCAGCAGCGAGGCCGAGCGUCUGACGAGUGUGCGGCGCUUCCGCGAGGACCCGGCGUGUCUCUUCUUCCUUCUCUCCAUCAAGGCUGGCGGAUGCGGGAUCAACCUGCAAGCUGCGCACAUGGUGGUCCUCGUGGACCGCGACUACACGGCGACCAACGAGGAUCAAGCACUGGCACGCGUGUACCGCAUUGGCCAGCGGUACACCGUGCGGGCCGUGUACCUCGCCACCACCGACGCCAGCGAGCAGCGUGUGGCGCAGCGGGCGGCGGCGAAGAACAAACCGCGGCAGGCCAUCAUCAACGAUGGUGUCUAUCAAGUGACGACGGCGCGCGAAGCAGAGCGAGUUGGCGAGACAGACGAGGCGGUGACAGCGGCGACAUUCGCAGAUCCUGCUGGGAAUGCUCUGAAUGAACUUGACACCUCCGAGCUGUGGCGGUCCGUCCCUGGUGCCACCACGCCACCACCGCUCACUGCUGCGACGCAGGAGGCGGGAAGGCCCGAGUGGGAUGGCACGGCCCACGGCGCUGCCGGACCCGCGCCGUUUUCCCUGCCGCCGCCGCCGGAGCCGUUCUGGGUGGCUCUGUCUCGCCUUGUUGACUCGAUGGAUGAACUGGUGCUCACCGAGGAGGAUCGAGCGGCAGCAACGGUGCGCAGUGCCGCAGAGGAGGGGUGUGGCAUGGACUGUACUCCCGCUAACAGCGCCGCUGCGCGCCUCCUUGCAACUCGACCGCCACGGAGCACUGCAGAGCUGCAGCUGCGACUGCAAGGGGGAGGAGACGAGAUGUUCUCGGGUCUUCAGCGCGACCGCGAUGUGGCCCCGUCGCUGAGCAGCACUGCGGCGGGCGGCGCGUACUUGGGGGCGCGGAUGCAUGGCGCGGAUGCCCCGACCGCCGGGGAACGCACGAGACCUCACACGCUUAGCGAACCUCAGGCAGCCGCCCUCGCCGCGACACCUCAGCCAACGCCUCCGUCCGCCCCUGUUACAGAUCCUCUGCGAAACAGUGCCUUGUUUUGGUUGGAGUACAGCCAUCUUCUUCGCAUUGCUGGGCGCGGCCCUUAUCUCCUCUCCGACUCCCUCCGUGCCGCCGUCACUAACGACGCCAGGGAGAGCGACCCAGAGGAGCGCGUGCGGCGUCGGGAGCGGCGCGAUCGUCGCGUUGCCAAGCGUCUGCGGCUCGCAAGCGUCGACGUACCUGACGGCUUCCGCGAGGCUUGCUGGGCGAAGGAGGGCAUCGACGACGACGCCGAGGUAGCGGAGCGCUACUUGCGCUUCCUCGAUGCAAACGCGAGCAAGAGGCGGCAGCGAAAGCGAAAAGAUGCGGGCUGA
This is a messenger RNA of Leishmania mexicana MHOM/GT/2001/U1103, 3699 nucleotides long. RefSeq lists its product as hypothetical. Gene Ontology annotation, cellular component: nucleus. Bases 1 to 3699 code for a protein of 1232 amino acids. The transcript has a single exon. The record is from RefSeq and is a predicted model, not a curated record. Lineage: Eukaryota; Euglenozoa; Kinetoplastea; Trypanosomatida; Trypanosomatidae. Gene Ontology annotation, biological process: positive regulation of transcription by RNA polymerase II. Gene Ontology annotation, molecular function: ATP binding; DNA binding; ATP-dependent chromatin remodeler activity.